AGCGAUCGUUUUAUUUCGUAGAUUAGCAAAUUAAUCGGAAAUUUGCUAAGAAGUAGCUCUUCAAGUAACUCUUUUAUUUACAAAAUGGCUGCGCAAUCUCAACAACAAUCUGGUACUAGUGAUAAUCAAGAAGAGGAUGCAUCCGAGUUACAAUUUCCAAAAGAAUUUGAAAAUGCAGAAACAUUGCUGAUAUCAGAAGUACAAAUGUUGUUAGACCACAGAAAAAAACAAAAUGAAAGCGCUGAAGAAGAGCAAGAGCAAUCUGAAGUGUUCACAAAGACUUUGAAUUAUUGUGAGAGGUUCAGCAAAUUUAAAAACAGGGAAACGAUUGCAUCCGUAAGAAGUUUGUUGAUGCAGAAAAAACUCCAUAAAUUUGAACUGGCAGCUUUAGCAAAUCUUUGUCCAGAAACAGCUGAAGAAGUAAAAUCAUUGAUACCUAGUUUGGAGGCAAGGUUUGAAGAUGAUGAGCUGCAGCAGAUUUUGGAUGAUAUAAAAACUAAAAGAAGUUUUCAGUAUUAAAGUUUGUGUGCUUGAUCAAAUGUGUAAAUGGGAACCAAAACAUGGUUUUAAUAGUUUUAUCAUUGCCAAUUAUGUCAUUAUUUUUUA
Physella acuta is the source of this 606-nucleotide messenger RNA. Its product is annotated as DNA-directed RNA polymerase II subunit RPB4-like. Gene Ontology annotation, molecular function: nucleotide binding. Gene Ontology annotation, biological process: DNA-templated transcription initiation. The record is from RefSeq and is a predicted model, not a curated record. Lineage: Eukaryota; Metazoa; Mollusca; Gastropoda; Physidae. Gene Ontology annotation, cellular component: RNA polymerase complex.